AACAGACUGGUGAUCAGACUGGGAACAGACUGGUCUGACUGGGAUUGCCUCUCUCUGCUCAGCCUACAGUUUGAAGCUUUUAUUUUGAAGGGUCUGCUCUGUUUGACAACCAGGAGGAACUCUGCAGCUCUGGACCCGGUUCUCCUCUCUAAGCAGACGCGUCAGAACCGGACUGGACCUCCAUCAGAACCAGGUUCUGGUUCUGGCCCGGCUGGGAACCCGGAUGGAUCCGGUGAAGGCAGACAUGGAGCUGCUGAGCGACAGCAUGGCCGCCUACGCUCACAUCAAAGCCAAUCCAGAGAGUUUUGCUCUGUACUUCAUGAUGGGGGUCUCGUUCGGACUCUUCACGGCGCUCUGCCUCCUGGUGGCCGCCAUCGCCUGCAGGUCCCGGGGCCCCCGCAGGGGCCCCCGCAAGGGCCCCCGCAGGGCCCCUCCGUCCCCCGACAGGCGGCAGCUCAAAGAGUCCAGCGACGAAGAGGAGGAAGACGAGGAAGAGAGCAUGUUUGAGGAAGACGGGGCGGAGUCCGAGGGGAAGGUGGCGCUGGGGCCCUUGAGUUCCCGCAGCAGCCAGUCCAACGGGACCCUGAGGAGCCUCGACGUCUUCACAUCCGCAGAGGAGCUGGAGAAGGCCCGGCGCCUGGAGCAGCGGGAGCGCAUCGUCCGCGAGAUCUGGAGGAACGGGCAGCCGGACGUCAUGGUGACCGGGACGGGAACCAUCGGGCGGGUCCAGUGCCGCUAACCGGGACGAUUGGGCGGGUCCAGUACCACUGUUCUGUUCUGGAGUUGAAGUUCUCCAGAAGCCACAGGGUCCAGAAUGAUUUUCUGCUGCUGUUGUUGCUGCAGAGACUGAAACUGCUUCCUGGGAAUCAUUGGGAGUCAACAAUGUGACAUUCUUGGGUUGGAAGAAUCAUGCAGAGAACUUGUGGGAACGCAGGGAACAUUCAGCCACAUCAAUACUGAUUUUCAGCUAACACAUUGCAACAAACUGGCCUACUCAGAA
Molecule: messenger RNA, 1000 nt
Organism: Poeciliopsis prolifica (blackstripe livebearer)
Lineage: Eukaryota; Metazoa; Chordata; Actinopteri; Cyprinodontiformes; Poeciliidae
Gene: eva1bb
Product: eva-1 homolog Bb (C. elegans)
Exons: 3
Coding region: 224-739 (171 amino acids)
Source: RefSeq, a predicted model, not a curated record